Messenger RNA from Rhea pennata, 7323 nucleotides. RefSeq names its product threonine synthase like 2 (gene THNSL2). NCBI's taxonomy places the organism in Eukaryota, Metazoa, Chordata, Aves, Rheiformes, Rheidae. Gene Ontology annotation, biological process: dephosphorylation; 2-oxobutyrate biosynthetic process. The coding region runs from base 434 to 1888 and encodes 484 amino acids. The record is from RefSeq and is a predicted model, not a curated record. The transcript has 9 exons. Gene Ontology annotation, molecular function: pyridoxal phosphate binding.
GCCUUCGUCUGCACCGCGCCGCGCGGCGGGUUUCGGUCUUUUUUUUUAAUUUGACCCUGGGGAUUUUUGCAGAGUGUGCAGCCAGCUCUCGUUUAGUUUUACCCGAGAGCUGAUGCCUAGAGACCGCGCCAGACGUUUGCGAGAGACGCUCGUGAGCGGAUCCUCCCGUUUUGCUCGCCGCUGCCCAGGCGCGAUUUUGUGCAUCGUGCAGACGCUGGGAGCAGCACGGCUCGGGCGGAGGAGGGGUCAGGCUUCGGGAAACGGCGUUUAGGAGAGGUUAUAUUUGAUGGUCUCUGGUUAGCCUCAGAGGCAUUAGAGUCCCCUGCAUCCUCCAAGAAGGCAGCACGCAAAGAGACAAAUACAGCCGUAACGGGGACGCGCGCAGAAAGGUUUCUGAAUUUUAAAAUCCAGCACUUCAAAAUUCAGGGUACUCAUGGAGUACGUCAGCACGCGGGGAGGCCCGGGCACCGUGGACUUCGAAGGAGCCCUCUUUUCCGGCUACGCGCCCGACGGGGGCCUCUUCAUGCCGCGCGCCGUGCCCCGGCUGGACGCGCCUGCGCUGCGGCGCUGGAGCGCCUUCUCCUACCCGCAGCUGGUGAAGGAGCUGUGCUCCCUCUUCGUCGCCGCCGAGCUCGUCCCCAGGAGCGUGCUGGACGACCUGAUUGACAGGGCCUUCAGCAGGUUCAGACACAAGGACGUGGUCCAUCUGUCCAGACUGAAAGAUGGGUUGAACAUUUUGGAGCUCUGGCAUGGGGUGACCUAUGCUUUUAAGGACCUGUCUCUGUCCUGCACGGGGCAGUUUUUACAAUAUUUCUUGGAGAAAAAGCAGAAGCAUAUCACUAUCCUGGUGGGAACAUCAGGGGACACGGGGAGCUCAGCAAUUGAGAGUGUGAGAGGGCAGAAGAACAUGGACAUCUUCGUUCUGUUGCCGCAUGGACUCUGCAGUCAGAUACAGGAGCUUCAGAUGACCACUGUCAUUGAAGAAAAUGUCCACAUCUUUGCUGCUCAUGGGAACAGCGAUGAAAUCGAUGAGCCGAUCAAGGAAUUAUUUGCUGAUGUUGAUUUUGCCAGAAAAUACAACCUGAUGAGCUUGAAUUCAGUCAACUGGUCACGGAUUAUGGUGCAGAUUGCUCACCACUUCUACGCUUACUUUCAGUGCGCACCAUCCUUAGACACCACCCCACUGCCCGUGGUGGAAAUUGUUGUGCCAACAGGAGGAGGAGGAAAUAUCACAGCUGGCUGUAUUGCCCAGAAGAUGGGUCUUCCCAUCCGACUUGUUGCCGUGGUUAACAGCAAUGACAUCAUUCACAGGGCUGUUGAACAUGGAGAUUUCUCACUGUCGGGGGAAGUGAAGGCUACAUUAGCAUCAGCCAUGGAUAUUCAGGAGCCUUACAACAUGGAGAGGAUCCUCUGGCUGCUUUCCGACGGCGACAGCAGCCUCAUCAAAACUCUGAUGGAACAGUUCAGUGUGUCCAAAAGCCUCAAGAUCCCCGAGGAUUUGCACAGAAAGCUCACGCAGGUGCUGGGCUCGUGCACGGCCUCCGACGAGGACAUCGUGCGAGCGAUGAGGCGCUGCUGGGAGGAAAACCGCUAUCUGCUGUGUCCCCACUCUGCCGUGGCUGCUCACUACCACUACGCGCAGCCGGGCUGCGGGAGCCGCAGGGUGCCUUGCUUUUUUUGCAGCAUGCCUCGGUGUUGCUUAGCCCCAGCCUCAGCAGCCAAGUUUCAGGACGCUGUGCUCAGAGCCGGCCUGGUUCCCGAAGUCCCUCCAGAAAUCAGUGCCCUGACAACGCUGGAGACCAGGUCAACCUCCAUGAAGAGGGGGGAAGAUUGGGCAAAAAUACUCCGGGAGCAGAUAGAAGAUGUGGCCCAGCGGAGGAAGAUGUAGGUGGGGUCAUGGGACACCACAGCACAAGCACUUGCACAGAUGUGGCCUGGAUUUGUGCUAUAAAGGCAAAUGCAUCCUAAGGUUCAUUUUCCAUUUGGGGAGUGAUGUUUCUGUAUGAGACAAGUCUAGGCUCUCCACACAAUCAGCUAGAGAAUUAUCUGUAGGCACAUACUUCAAACUUUUCUUUUAAUUAGAUAGAACAUUUUGCAAAAUGUUCAAGAAAGAGCUUUCUAACUCUGUUGUCUUUUUCCUGUAACUCCGUUAAAGCCUGCUGAAGCUUUUAAGAAACACGUUUGUCCCGCGGUGGCUAGCCUCAUGGAGAACUCCUUUAAAACGAUCCACGAUUGCUAGCUUCCUGAGUGUUACUCAGUAAGUCUGAUCCUGUAUGUCUUGUUUCCUAGGAAAACCUACCUAAAAGCCUAUUUCUGCAUUAUGGUACAGAGCUGUAAUGGCUUUCCACUGAACAGCCACUUGGUAGAAAAAACAAAUAUGAAUUAUAGCAGUAAAAAGCGGAGCUGAGCUGCAGUUAUUAGAUCAUAUUUCCACGGCAUUUUUAUGAGUGACAGCUAUCGGUUGUUCUUCCUUCUCCAGCAAGCGCCUCGACUCAGACAUCUCUGUUGUUUUCGGGAGAUCGUAAAACGCAGGACCAGUGUGGUUCGAAUAAUUUGGCUGAGAGGACAGCUUGCAUGUGGGCAACUCACUUUCAAACAUGGCUUUGCCAAGGUAGCAAAAAACCCACCGCCACCGCCACCAAGAAACGGGGAGCAAAGGGUAGCAAGGGACCUGGAGCUAGAGAUCUUUGCAAGCAUCCCUGGAAGUUUGGGCUGAGCAUUGGGACGCGUGGAAAAGCAGUAGGGAUUGGGGUGGCAUGCCCCAGGAAGGGGCAUUUUGGCAGCUUCUGGUGUUGACCUGGGUUGAAAAUCAUGCUGAGAAACUGGAAUCACUAAGGAAAAAAUGGAGAUCACUGAGCUGAAUGGCAAAUCUUUGCAAGCAAUGCAACAGUUGGGUCAGCUCUUGUGUAAUAGCCCAGCAGAGUUUACACUGGGCAAUGUGUCUCUGUGCAACACCUUCUAAUACAGCUUUAAAAGCUUUGAAAAAGCUUUAAAAAUUAUCCAUGUUUUAGCAUCAGUGCAAUAUUGCCUUCUAUGAUACAUUGGCUCAGUUGCUUGGGCUGGGGUAGAAAGGUGCUGACCAAAAUUCAGCACAGCUUAAAUUUGCAAUAAAACUAAAUAGGAUGAGCACAUGGAAAAGUGGUGAUAUGCCACGGGGACUGUGGAGAUGUAGCCGUAAUGGCCACGCUGGGGAAAGGCUUUAUUCGGUAGCUGAUACUGAGCCAGCCUGAAGCCGAGCGCUCCACAGGGCUGGUGGUGCCGGCAUGGGCAUCCACAACCAUAGCUGCUUCCUGGCCUCACACCUUCCUCCUGCAGGCCAAAGCCUUUGUGGGCAACUUCCACUGAAACGAAUAGGAAAUGGGAAAUUCCCCUUAUCUGAAGACCGAAACUUCAAGUCUUUCAAUGCCAUGUUCUCAUCAUGUACAUAUAAAUAUAUAAAUACCUCGUGGGGGAGCUGCCUCCACAAGUCAUGCAGCUGGCAGGAGUAUCUGGUACCUAAAAAGGAAAAAAAAAGAGAGAAUAAUUACAGCGAGGGGGGGAAAAAUCCCCAUUUUGCCAUCAAAAAAAAAAAAAAAAAAAAAAAAAAAAUCCCCUUUGACAUCAAAGGAAGUCCCAUAAUGGGAGCAUUAAUUUAAAGAGUUAAUGACAUUUAGCAGGGUAAAAGUAAAUUCUGCAGGGUGAAUCAGCACGGGAUUUUUCAGACUGUGUGGAAAGAAGGGGGAAACUUUGCCCGGGUUAAAAGCUUUCUUCCUAGCACCUUGGCAGGCUCUUACACAGCUCUUGGCAGAGAGCAGCACAGGCUGCCUCCUAGCUCGUGAAAGCCCUCUGGGAAAGGAGUUAUCCUGCAGGGACACAGCUGUGCUCCCCAUGGCUGCAGGGCUGGAGGGCCCGUGUCCCACCUCCCGAGCCUGAAACAUAUCACUUAUUUAAGCUACGCCGCAGCCUUGUCCUCACGAUUAACAUUAUUCCUCUCCUAGAAAAUGGUUUUGCACUCGGGGCUACAUAGCAAACUGCAGUUAAUGCUGCCAGCGAGCAGCCCCCCACCCAUGAUGGAUCUCCGCAGCUGCAUCCUCCUCCUGCUUGCACGCACGUUGUACGGGUUGGACUCCACUGGUGCUAAUAGCUGCCUGCGCACAUCUUGUGGUUCUCCGACAGGGAUGGUUGCCCGGGUGUAAUUUAGCUCUUGAAUCAUCGCCUAAGACACCCUGCGAAGGGGGAGAGGCCUGAAAGGGUGCCCGGCCCUGUGGACGGGAGGGACAGGAGGACUGGAGAGAUAGCUUGGAGGGUUGCAGAGAGGUUUCAUUCCUGCAGAGGGCAAUCCUCGGUCACAUUUGAGCCUGUGCCGGCAAGGCGCUGCCUGGGGUUUGGUCCUAACCUCACUUUAGUCCUUCUCCUGGCAUUUCUGGAGAGGCUCUGGCAAAUCCCCCAGCCUCCUCCAACUCCAGGAGCGGCUGCCAAAGCUGGACACAGCAGCCCAUCACGAGAGGAUUUUGCUUCCACUUUAGCAGCCCCCAUCAGAGCAACCUGAGCUUCAGUUUGAUGAAGAAGUGCAAAAUACAUGGAGAAAACUUGUUCAGAAAGACCGUAUGCUCAGAGAUGCCAGAUUUCUUCCUUGGCCACCUUUGGGGUAGAUUGUGGAGGGCUCUGGCAGCUAGAAGUGCUGCUGGGUUUAACAAAAUAUCACUUCUGGGCUGUUCACAAGCUCAGGCCAGACUUGUCCAGUAAUUUUGUCCAGACAGAAAAGAAGUGGGAGGGAGUUAGUGCUCACUCCACAGCUGGAGGGCGAAACUACGUCAGCGCUUCUCCGUCUCAUACCUUGAUGGCUCGUGUUUUUUCCCAGCAAAGGGAAAGGAUCUGGGUUCAUCCUAAAUGGAUUUGAGCCACGUGCCCCAGGUGACGGUGAUGCCCCAGAGCCUGUGAUCUGACAGGCACCUCGUGUCUCGUCACCUUUGCUCGUGCAGGGGACGGUUGAGGGAGAGGUGGGGUGUGCUGGCCGGACAGCUGCUAACAUGUCCUUUCUUCUUGGUUCAUUGCCAGCGUGGUGAGAGUAGGUACUCCGUGGGAAAGUGCACUGCGUGGAUAGAGGAAUGGGGUUCAGCACGGGUUCCUACCCAAUAAGGUGAUUAAGGCCACUGUAACUGAAAUGUCUUGGCAUCCCAUGGCUGUUGGUUGGCUUGUCCAACUUGGGAGUCAGGAUGGGGACACUUAUUGCAAUGCCUGUUGGGACCCUUCCGACUAAGCCUGGGUUUAGUGGGCUGAGGCUGCAGGACCCUCAGGGACUGCUCGUGGUGGCACGUCCUUCCUGACUCCAGCAUUGCUUCUGGAGGCCGGAAAGGAGGAGUCCGCAGCGCAGGGAGUUACAAGCCCAUUCCUUAAAACAGUGUUCUGAAAGUUUGGGAGUUGUUAUUUAAAAUUCCCUGGGGAUGCUGUAUAAUUUAUGGACAGGUAUGAAGACAAGUAGGCGCUCAGACAUGGGGAUGAGCCCAGUGUAAAUGCCAAGAUAGAAAGAUAGAUAGAUAGAUAGAUGAAGAUUAGCCAGAAGAUUUGGAGAUGGAAGGGCCUACUCCUAUAGAUCUUUGCUGUCCUAAGAUGAUACCUACUAUCCCAGUACUCCCACUCCAUAAAAAGUCAUCUCAAAUCUAGUGCAAAUGGUUUGUUUACUCUUUUUUAAAUUAAUUUAUCCCAAGUGUGAAAAAAAAAAGAAAAAAAAAGGAGUUGCUUUGUUGUUGCAAUUUGCUGCUAGGCAUUCAUAUGUGUGCUAAUGAUAAGUAUUAAUUAAAUAGCUUGCUGUUGUCUUCUAAAUGCAGUUCUUUAAGGCUGUAAUUAAACACAGACACCCAGCCCUUUCUGUCUGCAUAGAGAGAGGCAGGCAGGCCUCUGGAGCUCUAGACUUCCUCCCUUUCAGCGGGAGAGAAGUGGAAAAUGAGGCAAAACCAGUUUCCACUGAAAACUCACCACACUGUGCUUGUCCUUCAUGGGGAAAGCAACCAGGUAAAGGAAAUUAAAGGAAUACAACUUCCAGGAUUCCAGCCCUGCGUUCAAAGGAAGUUUGUAUGCCCUUAAGAUUUUGCAGCUUCACACAUUUUAAAGGUAGAAGAAGUCACUUUGUUUGAUCUCCCAUACCAUGCAGGCUAUUGAAUCUCUCUUCCAUGUUCAUCAAGUCCAGCAGCCUGUUGGCUUAUGAACGUCUUGGUCAGAUGAGAUCCAGGCGCAAAGUCCUAGAGAUCUUAAGAUAUGAGCCUGAAUUCUUAAAAUACGAACUUAGCUUGAAAGUGCUCUAGAAAUGUGGAUGAAAAUACUGAUGCUCCCAUGAUAGAGGGCAAAUUCCCUGAUACAAUUUGCUAUAUGUCCAUAAUGUUGAACCAUCUCCACACCUUGCCCUCAAAAGCAACCAGGCUUAAUUUAUCUAAAGGGCUGCUGCUGAUGGAUAAAUAUAUACACUUAUAUUGGGUACUUGCUAGUAGUAUUAGAUGAGAAGAGCGCCAGGUGGCUUUCAAGUGAAGACAUUGCUGCACUGGUGGACCCACUGGUUGGUGCUAGGCUGUGAUGGCAUGAUGGAAGAAACAUUUCUGUCUUCCAGCUGCUGCAGGGAAAUGUGUGGACACAUGGACAGCCAGAGGGAGCAAAGAAAGCUCCAAGAGACGUGAGUUAACACCUGCCGGUCACCCAAAAUCCAUGUGAGCAACCUGUCAUUGUACCUGUUCCUCACAUGGGCAACCACAUAGACAGUGACAGCGAGGAGCUUCGCUGUGGAGGAGAUACUUGGACUGUGUUCUACAGCUAUAAAACAUAUUUUUUGAAUAGAAACAUUAAAUAUUGUAUUCAUGUGAAUUCUAAACCAAGAUCUGUAGAAUAUAUAUAUAACAAAAAUCAUAAAAUAGGUGAGGUUGGAUGUGUUGCCUGCUGAUGAGGGGAUCCUGGCCUUUGGAGCAUUCCAGUUCUCGGGGGCCUCAAGUGAUGCCUCUCAGCCUUUUGCUGCUCUGCUUUCACUCUCCAGCCCAAGGAAAGGAGCCAAAGCUGGGGUGGACAUGAGUCUGGAUGAGGCCAGACAAGGCACCCAUAGGGUGUGGGCAAAGUGGGGAUGGGUCUGAGGAGGCUUUUCCUCCCACCUCCCUGGAGCAUCUGUUGCGCCUGUGAAGCUGCUGGUGGUAGGACUGGAAUUUUUCUUUCUGAAGUGGAUUUUUGCAGUUUUGAAAUAAAGCAGUAGAGAAGAAAAACUAGCUUCUUUUCAGAAACAGAAUGUGUGAUUUAAAAAGAAGUUGGAUUUGCAUGGGACUAUUUUGAGCAAAAUACUUUGUUCUGCAAGAAAUUCGUUACUUUUGA